Saxophila tyrrhenica is the source of this 1800-nucleotide messenger RNA. RefSeq lists its product as uncharacterized. Gene Ontology annotation, biological process: DNA-templated transcription; regulation of DNA-templated transcription. Gene Ontology annotation, cellular component: nucleus. The transcript is spliced from 2 exons. Gene Ontology annotation, molecular function: zinc ion binding; DNA-binding transcription factor activity, RNA polymerase II-specific; transcription cis-regulatory region binding. The record is from RefSeq and is a predicted model, not a curated record. Bases 1 to 1800 code for a protein of 599 amino acids. NCBI's taxonomy places the organism in Eukaryota, Fungi, Ascomycota, Dothideomycetes, Mycosphaerellales, Extremaceae.
AUGGCAGGUCAGGGGAGGAGACGUAGGAACGUUGGAGUCUGCGUUGAGUGCAGACAGCAUAAGCUCAAAUGCGAUACAGAAGAAACUCAUCCGGCACCCUGCUCAAGAUGUCGGGCAAAGAACCUGGACUGCGCCAUCGAUGCGACGUUCAAGCGGACGCCUGCUCGACAACGCGCUCGAGAUAUGGCUGCCGAGCUCGAAAGGUUGAGACGCGAACGAACUUGCAGUCAGCACUCUCACAGUCCAGACGCUUUGCCUCUCGUCGAAAACCCAAUCUGCAACGGCGAGAGCGCCCUGGACAAUCGACUUGUCCGUCUAGACACGUCGGCCGCUGGUAUACAACCAGCUCGACUGGGACUGAGCACUUUCAACGAGAGCGCUAUCCGGGAGAGAUUUCGCAUGUUUUAUGAUCACUUCCAUCCAUGCCUGCCGAUCUUGAGCCCGAACGUCCCGAUUGGCACGCUACAGAGGCAUAGUCCAUUCCUCUUCUGGACCAUCAUUGCCGUUACUUGUCGUCUGGAGAGGCUACCGGAGCAGGAGAUUGCAAGCUUCGAGAGCAGCUACACGUCUCUUGCUCAGAAAGCCAGCAUGACAAGUCCGAUGACGCUCUACACGAUCCAGGCGCUUCUUCUCAUCUGCACGUGGCCGCUCACAGCACGCUUUCAGCUAGGUGACCCAAGCUAUCUGUAUUGCAGCGCGGCGAUAGCUGGAGCUGGGUUCUUAAACUUGGAUCGCCUGGGCGGAAGACCCAGCCGGAACGGCCGUCAGAUGAACAAGGCCGACACCCAGAGCAUGUCCAGGACGUGGCUUGGCCUCUUUUGUGUGGCUCCAUCUCUUGAGCUGUGGUACGGCACACCCCGUAGCUUUCCUGCCCUUCGAGAUCUCAACACCAUCAGCAUACACAUUGAGAGGUCAGAGAUUCCCAUAGAGCUAGGAGCUGAAGCCACCAUGAUUUCUAUAGGCGCAAGACACAAAGACCUGCUGUCUUCGAAUGCCAAUAUCGCCGAAUUGGACAAUUUCCUCCAGUUGCAAGAGGCCGAGGUGGAUAAAAUGGCCACACAAUGCGUCGCCUUCUCGUCUCCCCGGCUCCAAUUCAUUGCUCUUGCCACAAAGUUCCAGCUCUUGACUGCAAGUCUGACUAAAGCUGGCCAUGGCGGAUGCAGUGCAGACGUUCUCGUCACACCACAUAGACUUGACGACGUGAUCACAGUCUCGAGUCACAUGCUUGAUACAUACUCUACUAUCUUACACGAUCAUCCUGGUCUGGAUUCAGUCAGAAGAUUCCGUACACUGCCGAAAAGCUACCACCGCAUUCAUGCCGAACAGAGCAGACAGCACAGCAGACAGAUCAUAACACGCAUGCGCGACCUCUACCAGUCCUGCUCCGAGAACGUAGGUGGCCCUCUAGUUGGAGACGAGCCGGGCAGAGCAGUCCAAUGCCUUACUGUUCUGCUUGACGGCUGCGAGAGCGACCUCGACUACGGCAAGAACGAGCGGGACGACUUCCAGGCCAGCUCACUUUUCUGGAACAUGCUACAAAGAGCGUACCGACUACGAAGGCGCUCAAAGGCCGACAUGGACAAGGCCAGCCAGCCACGACCUCCCGUGAAUGCUGUUGCAGGGAAUGCUGAUCCCUGCAAUGCACCCAGUCCUCCUAUCGUAAUGAACGAAGUCAACAAUUCCGGCUUGCUGGGCGAAGCCUUCAACGACAACGCCUUCAGCAACACCAUCCAAGAUCUCCCAGACUUCGAUUGGAUAUGGGGUCAGCCAAAUGGGCUUGACGCUUUCAACUUUGUUUGA